UAGCGCUUGACAUAAAACUAUUUAUAUAUGUCAUCAUAUGGAAUUAUAUAAAGUUUUAAAAAUGUUCUUUUUAGAUAUAUAUUUUUAUUGUUUUUCUUCAUUGGAUAUUACGUUGAUUAGACUGAUUCCAAAUAAUGUUUAGGAUUGUCCUGGUGCUGUUACAUGUCAAUCCCCUGGGGCGCGGCAAAUGAAACUACGUGCGAUUGCGUCAAAAUCUUUCUCACGUGUAAAUUGGUUAAUUAACCACGUGCAUUCACAUCGAUUGACACUGGCACAGCUGCAUACUGUCUUUGUGACCAAUUUCUUCGAAAAUUGCGCGACAUUGAGAAAAGUUGCAAGAAAUGGACCCGUUAAUGUUUGGCAAUGUUUUACAAUAUCUAUCCUUUGGAAGAUACACUGAAGGCUCGUCUAAAACUCAAAAAUACAAGAUAAGGCGUCGGGCAGUUGACUUCGCAGUUCACGGUAAUUACAUUUUCAAAAAUUAAAUCAAUUUUUUUUUUUACAAAUGAGGUCCAACCGACCCACACCCGUAAAACUUGGAUCGUUUGCCAUAGUCCUCCACGUUUUCCUCAGUCCUCGCAUGCACAAGCGGGGGAAAAAGUCUUUAAUCUUUUCCUGACCUAAUUUGAGACAACUACCUUCUUUGAGACCAUUUCCAUUAACAUUUUUCAAGUAGCCCAUUACCAAUAUAUAACUUGAAAUUGUAGUCAAAGUAAUAGUAUUAUUUAUCGAAAAAUUAGGGCAAAUUAUUGUGCAUUGAGACAAGCUUUGUAUAUCGACUUAGUUACCUUUCCAAUUUUAUUUUAAAAUUUCAACUUUAUUUGUCAGCAAACCGUCUUUUGGCUGAUCUGCUAGUUAGCCAGGAGAACUGGCACUAUGUGUGUGUGCGUGUGGUGGUGGUGGUGGGUGCGUGUGUGUGCGCGCGCGCACGUGCUUGUGUGUGUUUUAACAUGUGAUAUUUCUACAGAUGGAGUCUUGUAUUACUGCAAAGGAUGCUGUGAUUCAAAACGCAAGGUAGUGACCUUAACAGAGGAAGCGGAACAAAUAUUUAAAGAGUUCCAUGCCAGUCCUUUCGGUGCCCACUGUGGCAUUGUUAAAACAAGACACGAGAUCACCAAGAGGUUCUACUGGCCUGGCAUGACCAAAGAUAUUGAAAAAUGGGUCAGAGAGUGUGCAGAGUGCCAGCAUGGUGCGCUGACAAUAAAGCAGGAAAAACGCCAAAUCCCGAUUGAAGUGAGUAAACCAUUUGAACUCAUUGGUAUGGACCUUAUUGGGAAGGUUGUGAAAACCGAUGAUAAUAAUCAAUACAUUGCCGUGAUGGUUGAUUAUUUUACUAAAUGGCCGGAGGCUUAUCCUUUGACAUCAAAGUCAGCAGCUGAUGUUGCCCAGUGCAUUAUUAAGUUCUUUUAUCGCUUUGGGGCUCCAAAGCGAAUCCUCACUGAUCAAGGGAAGGAAUUUGUUAAUGAGCUGAACAAAGAGCCAUGCAGAACUCUGGGCAUUGAGCGGAGCCUUUGUGCUCCGUAUCACCCACAAACAAAUGGUUUAGUUGAAAAACUAAAUGGGACCAUUCAAAGAUCACUGUGCAAACUUGUCAAAGAGAGGCCGAACACAUGGGACAAAUAUUUGGAUGCUGUGAUGUUUGGUCUCAGAACCAAAAAACAAUCAACAACAAAGUUUUCACCAUUCUUUGUCCUAUUUGGAACCGAGGCUCGGCUCCCAUGCGAGGUUCCAGACAAUAUUCUGAUUGACAGCAAAAUUGAAGAGAGUCUAGAUGAGGAGUCUGUGUUGGAGUCCAUCCAAAAAAGGGACGAAAUCUUCAAAUUAGUACACCAUAACAUCAAAACAGUUCAAAACAAAUACAAGUCAACAGCAACAGACACAUCAGGACUAUUCAAGGUUGGAGACAGAGUCUUACGAAAAAAUGUAAGGAGCCAACAGCGAAAGGGUGGGAAGUUGGAACAAAACUGGACCGGUCCUUAUACAAUAGUAAAAAUAAACAACAAAAGUGCAGACCUCCAAUCAAAAACAGCUUUUUUGCCAAAAAUCAGCACAGACCAACUGAAAAUAUUCCUGGAAUCAGAACCCAAAAUUCUACAUAACUUUAAAAAAACAGAAAAACAGGACAUCACCAACAUUCCACCUGUUGUGGAUCCAGACGUCACCACCCAGCCUGCAGAAGAUCCUGCCUCCACCAUUCCACCUGUUGUGGAUCCAGACGUCACCACCCAGCCUGCAGAAGAUCCUGCCUCCACCAUUCCACCUGUUGUGGAUCCAGACGUCACCACCCAGCCUGCAGAAGAUCCUGCCUCCACCAUUCCACCUGUUGUGGAUCCAGACGUCACCACCCAGCCUGCAGAAGAUCCUGCCUCCACCAUUCCACCUGUUGUGGAUCCAGACGUCACCACCCAGCCUGCAGAAGAUCCUGCCUCCACCAUUCCACCUGUUGUGGAUCCAGACGUCACCACCCUGCCUGCAGAAGAUCCUGCCUCCACCAUUCCACCUGUUGUGGAUCCAGACGUCACCACCCUGCCUGCAGAAGAUCCUGCCUCCACCAUUCCACCUGUUGUGGAUCCAGACGUCACCACCCAGCCUGCAGAAGAUCCUGCCUCCACCAUUCCACCUGUUGUGGAUCCAGACGUCACCACCCAGCCUGCAGAAGAUCCUGCCUCCACCAUUCCACCUGUUGUGGAUCCAGACGUCACCACCCUGCCUGCAGAAGAUCCUGCCUCCACCAUUCCACCUGUUGUGGAUCCAGACGUCACCACCCUGCCUGCAGAAGAUCCUGCCUCCACCAUUCCACCUGUUGUGGAUCCAGACGUCACCACCCAGCCUGCAGAAGAUCCUGCCUCCACCAUUCCACCUGUUGUGGAUCCAGACGUCACCACCCUGCCUGCAGAAGAUCCUGCCUCCACCAUUCCACCUGUUGUGGAUCCAGACGUCACCACCCAGCCUGCAGAAGAUCCUGCCUCCACCAUUCCACCUGUUGUGGAUCCUUACUCUGCCUCUGAAUUUAUGGAAGCAGCUAUGGAUCCUGGUGUGAGAACACUAUCUGGCUGUGCGAAAGUAGAACAAUAUAUUCGGAAAGCCUGGGAUGGCACUACAGCAGGUAUAAUUCUGUCCAAAAUAGGUCCUUAUAAAUUAUUUUACUCGGACAUAUGUCGAACAGCACCAGGAAGGGAACUGGAGAGCGAGGUGAUCAAUGCCUACAUGAAGCUUUUGGAGAAAAAACUUAAUACAUCCUCUGCCGAGAAAGUCAUGUGUAUUGACUCUUUUGCCAUGACUGAUGUGUGGCAUAAGAAAUUUCCACGCUUCAAGUGGGAUCCCACAGACUUCAAAACUUUAUACGGCAUUGUUAAUGACAACCAUCACUGGUUUGCUGUUAUUAUAUAUCCAAAACAGAGAAAAUCUCUUCUUCUGGACUCGCUUGGGGAAGGUAGUCAGAAGUUGAGGAAAUGCCAAGAUAUAUCAAGAGCUUUUAUGAGGAAUCAGGGAAUGAAUGUGUCAAGAUGGGAAUGCACCACACUUCCACAUCCCCUGCAACCUGACUCAAAUUCCUGUGGAGUGUUUGCCAUAAAGUUUGUUGAAAAAGUUCUGAUGGGACAACAGCCUGUUUUUCCUGCUGGACCCAAGGAUGUGGAAAUACUACGUUGGCAGAUUGCAGUCAUUCUCUUGGAGGCCUCAGAUGACUUGACAUCUAUCUGCUGCAUCUGUGGACAUGAAGAGGUGGAUGACUCCCAAGAUAAUAAGACCAUUAUUUGGAUAUCCUGUGAUGUGUGCGCGAGGUGGUUUCACCAUGCUUGCUUGGGAUGUCCAGACACAUCAUCAGCUUUUACUUGUGAAGCCUGUUAGGAGCCUAAACAUGAAACACUACCGUAGUAGUACACCUUUUCUUUCAUAGCUUUGCAUUUGUACUGUGCAGCACUUAUUAUUUGAUUUAUUUUACAUUUUCAAAUAAACAUGUUUGUAUGAUUUCUUAAUUUCACUUGUAAAACCUAUGUUUAUACCAGUUACAGAAAUUUUCACACUAUCUGUUCAGUUUUAAACUAAUGUUAAAUAAAUAUUGUACUUUUGUAAAUAGUUAAUACAUUGUUAAAUUUUGAUAUUAGCCUAACAAUUAUCUGUUUGUGUUCCUUUGUUUUUCUUAUGUUGGAAAUAUAGAUCAUGCUUAAAAAUGAUACUGAACUGGUCAUUCAUUUCGAAAAGAAGGAGAAUAAACAUGAGAUUGGCGACAACAAUGGU
Fundulus heteroclitus (mummichog) is the source of this 4239-nucleotide messenger RNA. RefSeq lists its product as uncharacterized. Gene Ontology annotation, molecular function: nucleic acid binding; cysteine-type peptidase activity. The record is from RefSeq and is a predicted model, not a curated record. Bases 877 to 3849 code for a protein of 990 amino acids. Gene Ontology annotation, biological process: proteolysis; DNA integration. The transcript is spliced from 14 exons. NCBI's taxonomy places the organism in Eukaryota, Metazoa, Chordata, Actinopteri, Cyprinodontiformes, Fundulidae.